GCCAUUUCUAUCGAUCGAGGAAUGAUAAUGGGAAAGAUGCAUUUAGCAGCAGUUGCAGUUGCAGCGGUCGCUGUGAUAACAAUGUUUUCUCUGCAAUCUGCCCAAGCAUAUCCGUUGAAGGAGAAAAUAACUCACCUGCAAUUCUAUUUCCAUGACAGAGUUGCAGGAAAAAAUGUUACGGCCGUGGAGGUGGCGUCUGCUCCAACUACUAAGACAUCGGCUACUGUCUUCGGAAAGGUUUUUGUGAUGGACGAUCCAUUGACGGAAGGGCCUGAGCCCACCUCCAAAUUGGUGGGCAAAGCUCAGGGUUUGUACGCCUCCGCUGGCCAAGAGGAUUUUCACCUGUUAAUGGCGGUCACCUAUGUUUUUCAGGGCGGAAAGUUCAAUGGCAGUACACUCGCUGUGGUUGGUAACAACGCUGCGUUUUCCGAGGUUAGAGAGAUGCCAAUUGUAGGAGGAAGCGGGAAAUUCAGGCUCGCUCGAGGAUAUGCCCUCGCCCGUACUCACUUCUUCGACCUCAAAACUGCCAAUGCAAUCGUUCAUUACAAUCUCACCGUAUAUCAUUACUGAUCAUGCUCCAACAUUGUUUGCCCUAUUUUUUAUUCUGCUUGUUUAGAAUUUUAAGAAGUGCUGGAAGCUGAAACUGUUUAUCCAUUUUUUGGGUGGGUUGGAUAAAUCUUGAGUUACAAUUUAAGAUCACGGAGUACCCAAUUACAAUACGUCAAAAACUGGAAAGCUUCUGCUGAUAAAGCCGCCAUUGUUCAUCCAAUUCUUGUAGGACUGUUUCAUCUUCAAUCUAUUUUGUUUUGCUAUCUCUUUCUCUUUUUAGAGGAUCUCAUAGAUGAGCGUAUACCAAUCGUUACACAUUUAGAUCUUGAUUUGUGAAAA
Molecule: messenger RNA, 888 nt
Organism: Cryptomeria japonica (Japanese cedar)
Lineage: Eukaryota; Viridiplantae; Streptophyta; Pinopsida; Cupressales; Cupressaceae
Product: dirigent protein 23
Exons: 1
Coding region: 22-570 (182 amino acids)
Source: RefSeq, a predicted model, not a curated record